Messenger RNA from Heterobasidion irregulare TC 32-1, 1638 nucleotides. RefSeq names its product glutamate decarboxylase/sphingosine phosphate lyase. The transcript has 11 exons. The record is from RefSeq and is a predicted model, not a curated record. Gene Ontology annotation, molecular function: pyridoxal phosphate binding; glutamate decarboxylase activity. Gene Ontology annotation, cellular component: cytosol. Lineage: Eukaryota; Fungi; Basidiomycota; Agaricomycetes; Russulales; Bondarzewiaceae. The coding region runs from base 10 to 1638 and encodes 542 amino acids. Gene Ontology annotation, biological process: L-glutamate catabolic process.
CAAAGCGCCAUGUCUCUCUCCAAGCAUGUCAAUCCAGAACAUCUAAUACAGCAGUCCAAGGACAAGCCGCUCCACGCACAUCACUUAACAAAGUCAGAUACAACCUCCUUGUCUUACGGCGCUCGUUAUGGGACAUCUUCUGUUCCAAAAUACAAAAUCCCCUCCACGGGAAUCGACGCUGAAUCCAGUUACCAACUCAUUCAUGACGAGCUCUCUCUCGAUGGUUCUCCUCUUUUGAACUUGGCGUCGUUUGUACACACAUGGAUGCCUGCCGCUGCUGACAGGUUGAUGCAAGAGAACAUGUCUAAGAACCUGAUUGAUCAGGACGAAUACCCGAUGACGCAGGCAAUCCAUACUCGCUGUAUCUCUAUUUUGAGUGACUUAUGGCAUGCGCCACCGGCUCACCAGGCCAUAGGUACAGCUACGACUGGCUCAUCUGAAGCUGUUCAACUCGGUGGGCUCGCCAUGAAACGUAUUUGGCAGGAAAAGCGCAAAGUAGCCGGCAAGUCUAUUCAUGAGCCAGGACCGAACAUCGUCAUGGGUGCGAAUGCUCAGGUUGCCCUUGAAAAGUUUGCGCGCUAUUUCGAAGUUGAGAUGCGUUUGGUUCCUGUAUCUGCCACGAGCAAGUACAGGCUUGACCCAGUGAAAGCUAUGGAAUACGUUGACGAGAACACGAUCGGCGUGUAUGUCAUCUUGGGCAGCACUUACACUGGCCACUACGAACCUGUAAAAGAGAUGGCCGAUCUCCUAGACGAAUAUGAGGCCAAGACAGGCAACAAUGUGCCCAUUCAUGUCGAUGGUGCAUCUGGAGCAUUUGUUGCUCCUUUUGCCACGCCCAAGCUUGUCUGGGAUUUUAAAAUUCCUCGUGUCGUCUCCAUCAACACAUCCGGCCACAAAUUCGGUCUCGCCUACGUUGGCGUCGGUUGGGUUGUCUGGCGCUCCCAAAAAUACCUCCCGAAAGACCUUAUUUUCGAGCUCCACUACCUCGGUUCUGUCGAAUAUUCCUUUUCGCUCAACUUCUCCCGUCCCGCAGCCCCCAUCAUUGCGCAGUAUUUCAAUUUCCUGCACCUCGGAUUUGAAGGCUAUCGAAGGGUCGCUCUAAAUGGCUUAGCCAAUGCGCGCACGCUUUCACGCGCACUCGAGCGCUCUGGGUAUUAUACAGUGCUGAGUGACAUUCAUCGGUAUGCGCAAGGAGGAAGCCUGAUGGGUGCUGCGAAGACGGUUGGUGCUGUCGAUGAAGCGAAUAACUAUAUUCCUGGUUUGCCGGUCGUAUCUUUCCGGUUCUCUGACAAAUUCAAAGAGAAACAUCCUGAUUUGCAGCAAAGAUGGAUCCAGACCCUCCUGCGGUCGAGAGGAUGGAUUGUCCCCAACUAUGAACUUCCCCCGGCUAUGGAGACAGUGGAGAUCCUCCGUGUCGUUGUAAGAGAAAAUUUGACUGAGGUCCUUAUCGAUCGCCUUGUUGCGGAUCUUAUCGAGAUCACUGAGUCACUUGCGAAUGACGACUCCCCGACCCACGCGUUAACUUCUCUUGGGGACCAAAAGCAUCGAUCCACGACUCAUGAGGAAAGUCACGGUAAAGUUGACGGUGACAUGAUUGGUGUCCCCAAAUACUCUGGCACAUAUGCCAAACCGUGUUGA